AUGAAUGAUUGUAUAUACAAACAUUCGACUUAUCCGAUUAAUUCAGAGUGGGAAAAUCAACAUUGUCAAACUUGUAAAUGUUUAAAUAAUGGUAUUAUUGCUUGUCAAAAUCGAACAUGUCGAUUACAAGAAUGUCAAAAGAGUGAACAACUAACAAUUGAUGGUCUUGAAUGUUGUCCAAAAUGUUUACCAUUGAAACAAACGUGUAUUUAUCAAGGCAUUUUAAUUCAUGAUUUGGAAUUUGUUCAAGGUGAAUGUUGUCCAAAUGAAUAUUUAGUUCAUCGAAAAAAUUCGUGUUGUUUGGAAUGUGUUCGUCAUACAUGUUCAUUUUACGGUGAAAUAUAUUUUGAUAAUGAUAUUUGGCAUACAUCAGCUUGUCAAUAUUGUUCAUGCAGGAUGGGAAAUAUUCAAUGUAAAAGUGUACAAUGUCAAUACCAGUUUUGUUUAGAGAAUGAAAUAGAAGAACGUCGUCAUGAUAAUUGUUGUGUUAAUUGUCGUACACCAAAAAUAUGUUAUUAUCAAGAACAACUAGUCAAAGAAGGAAUGUAUAUACAAACUGAUAAUUGUACAUUAUGUACAUGUUCAUCUCAUAGUCAAAUUGAAUGUUAUGAAAAGUGUAAUAAUAAAACAGUGAUCACCAGACUUCUUGCUAAUCGAAACAGAAGGAUACAAAUUGAUCUAACCCUCUUUCACUUUCAAGACAAUAUUAUACAUCAUCCAAAAUUUGGUGUUCUAAAAAGUUCAUCAACAAAUUCAACACAAAUGAAUUUUGAAGAUUUUCAUGCGGGAUAUAUUCAAUAUCUGCCAACAGUUUCCGCGAACAAUACAGAUAUUGUAUUAUUGGCUAUUAUUGCCAAUAAACAUGUUUAUACAGCUCUCAUUCUCAUCAAUUUUCAUUCACAUUCUAUCCCCAGGAUAGUCAAAAUGAUUCUCAACAGUGCUAUUGGUUUUUCAGGUGCUUUGGCAAGUAAUGACAAAUCCAUGAAUAAUACUCAUCUCUCAAUUCGUCAGUUCACUAGUGAGCAAUUAAAUAGCGGCCUUGUAUGGUACACACCAAAUAAAAAUAUGUUAAAAUUUAAAUGCCCAUCUAAUGUUGCUGAAGAGGAAUGUUCCAAUUAUGAUAGAAUGACAUUUGAUCAUGGGGUAUUUAAGAUUAUCGCCGGACAAAUGGUUCUAUUGAACGCAAAUAAAUUGAAUUUGACAGAUGUUAAUACUUCAGAAUAUUUAGAUGUUAGACAUUCAAAAGGCAAUAAAGAUCGUACACGAGUUUACUUUGCACAUCGAGAUGAACCUGGAAUAAAAAUUCAUACGUUUACAAAAGGUGACCUUAUUAAAGGGAACAUUUUAGUAGGAACAAAUAUUGAUGACUUAGUCGAAAUUGAAUCACCAGCAGUAACAUAUAACUUCGAUCUAGUCGUUCGAAAUAAAACAAUUCCAUUUAAAGUUAAAAUCUUAACUGCUGAUUUACAACCUCCACAAUUUCGAGAGGACACAUCGACAAUUAAUGUUAUGCAAUUAGGAAUGACUCCUCUGUUACCAUCUCUAUUCGAUGUUAAUGAUCCUGAUACUUCAACAUUCGAACUCAGUUUCAUUCUUACUAAACAACCAUCAGCAGGCUAUAUGCAGAACUCUAUCGGAACAAUAUUUAAAACAAAUGAUCAUUUCCAAUAUUUUGAACUGAUAAAUUACACUUUAUACUAUUUUCAUACGAAUGUGAAUCAAACAAAUGAUACAAUAUCAUUCAAUGUCAGUGAUGGACUCUAUUCUGCUAUAAAAACCAUAAUCUUUAAUGUAAUACCAUUAACAUCAACAACUAUACUCACACGUUUAAAUGAAUCUUCGUUAGAAUUAUCGAUUAAUGAAGCUACACAAAGUGUUAUUCAACGUCAACAUAUUAGUUACUCUAGUCUUACGUUAGAUGAAAUCAAAUAUAACCUUGUACAAUUACCACGCUACGGUUAUUUCAUCAAAAAUAAUAAGCAAUUAUUAUUGUCUGAUACAUUCACUCAAACUGAUAUUGAUAUGUACAUAAUACGAUAUCAAGCACCAGCCGAAAUUGGUUUAUUUCCGAUUAGUGAGAGUAUCAUCUUCAAUGUUUCAGACAUACAAUGUUCCAUGAUGUUAAUACAAAUGCUUCUAAUAAACAUAAAACCAAUUGAUAAUCGAGCACCAAAACUUUCACUUAAUACAGACACAAUUGAGGUUAUUGAAGGUGAAUAUAUUUAUCUUGAUGAAAAUGUUAUAUCAUUAUUUGAUAUUGAUUCAUCACUUGAACAAAUUCAAGUUAUUGUUGAAACAUUCCCAAUAUUCGGCUACAUUGAGUUAACAAAUAAAAGACAAACUGUAAAAUCAUUUACUAUUGUCGAGAUGUUAAAUCGAUUCAUUCGUUAUGUGCAGAAUGAUCAUCAUAAUAAAGAGCCAAAACGUGACAAAUUCAAAAUUUAUGCUACAGAUGGUAGCAAUGAUUCACCAUUAUUAACCGUCAUCGUCAAUAUUAAAUCAAAAUUGAAUUUAGUAAAUAUUGAAGAUUCAAUUCUAAUGAGUGUAUUUGAUGGAAAUUUUACAUCUGAAACUAAAAAUUUGAGAAUAUUAAUUGAUAAUGGAAUAAGAUAUGUAUACUUAAAAAAUAAAGGUUUAUCAAUGGCAAAUGGGGAAAAAGUGACGAUCAACAAAUGGAUGUUAAAUCUCACCAAUGAUUUUAUACCAACAGAUUCAAUUAUAUAUCGUGUAACAAAAACAUCCAAUUUUGGACGAUUGAUAGUAAACACAAGUAUGACGGAUCAUUUUACACAGACAGAUCUUAAUCAAGAGCAAGUUAUAUUUGAACAUUUGUUCUAUGAAACAAUUGGUGUCACAUGGUUUAAGUUUGAUAUUUGGAUUAAAAAUCAAGUUCAACUUAAAAAUCAAAAAUUUAUCAUUUUUAUUCCCCCAACAAUGACUCAGAAUCAAAUAUUUUCAUUAGUUGCUAAUAAUCGACGUACUAUUGAAAAAUUCGAUUUGAAUAUAAACGAUGAUGAUACACCCAUUGAAAGUAUCGAAUUGUCUGUAUUAAUAUCUUCUGACUAUGGUAGAUUAGAAUUCAAAGAUGUUCCAGGUGUGUCUAUUAAUCAGUUUUUCUACGAAGAUAUUUUGACUGGUCAAAUUGUCUAUACCGCUGUUUCAAAUAAUCAUACAAUCCCAAAACAUGAACGUCUAUUACUUUGUAUUUAUGAUGGUAAAUAUAAGAUCUAUGAAACAUUCAAUAUAUUAAUAUAUCCAGAAAAUAGUAUUCUACUCAAUGUACGAGUAUCUUUACCAAUUUAUGUUAAACAUCAUAAACGUGUUAUUAUCAAUGAAAGUGUAUUACAAGUGAAUAACAAUGACACAAUUGCAUUUGAAAUUUAUAGAUUACCACACUACGGUCAACUAGAAAAGUUAAAUAAUAAUAAUAUCAGUUGGACUAAAAUUAUGACAAAAUUUUAUUCAAGAGAUAUUAAAGCCAAUCGAAUAUCGUAUCGACAUACCAAUGAUUCUUCUGCAAUUGAUAUGAUAAUGUUGAAAUUAACGAAUAAUAUUAAAAAACAAUAUUAUAUUAAUAGUUCUAAAUCUUCUACAAUAGUGGAAAUAAUCAUUAAUACUCAGAACGACAAAAUCUUACUAGAGUCUACAAAACGACUACCAAUUGGUAUUUAUUUUUUGUCACAAUUGUCUGCAAAUACCUAUGGUCGUUUAAUUUCAAAUGAAGAUCUUGGUAUUGCUGAUUUGAAUUUUGUUAAUAUAUUUAAAAUAAUCACAAAACCAAAAUGUGGUCGUUUAGUUGGAGAUGAACAUAACGAUAUUGAGUCAUUUACGAUAGACGAUAAAAUAUUUUAUAUAAUAAACAAUAAUCAUCAAAUCUGUUCUAAUAUGUUUGAUUUAUUUGAAUUUAUUAUGGAAAACAAAAUAGAGACAAAAACACGGGUUCUAAUCGAAUGGUCAAUGACAAUAUUUAACACAUCUCAUAUGAACAUCACUAUGAGUGACGACAACAAAAUUCAUAUUCCUGUCAUAAAAGUUGGAAGUUUAAAACAAUUCAGUGUAGUUACAUGUCGUAUACGUUCAGACAUGACUAAUUCGAAUUUAGAUAUACACAGUCAUUCUUAUAAUGAACGUCUUAUAUUUGAUGUUGGAGAAUCAAUGAAGAUAUGUACCAUUAUGUUAAACUCACGUCUAGAAAAUAAAAUGUCAACAUUUCGUGUCGAAUUAAUAAACGGGAAAUACACAAUGUCGAAUAAUAAACACAUAGAUAUCAAUCUUGUGCCACAAAAACAAGAUUUAAUUGUCGAAUUCUAUCAUGAUAUGAUGUAUAUUACAAAUGAAACAGAAUUACUCUCUGUACCAAUUAUUGUUCAUCAUCAAACUUCUUCUCGAAGGGAAGUAAUUGUCUAUUGUUACGUUGAACAGCAACAAUAUACUGACAAUUUUCAAUUAUUACCCGUUCGUUCACCAGCAAUAUUAAUUAGAAUUCCAUUAAAUUCAAUAGAAAAACAAAAUUUUGGAUUUUGUAACAUUGAUUUAUAUAAAAAUAAAUUAUAUUCUAAAACAAUAUCAUCAUUUCUUGUACGUUUAUCACAGUAUUCAAAUAAUAUUACAAUUGGUCAAAAACGAUCGGUAUUUAUUACCUACAAUGUUCCAAAGAAAUCCAUAAUUGAAUUUGAAAAAGGAAAGCCAAUUGUUACAAAAGAAAAUCGUUCCACGAUAUUUGUGUCAAUUCAACGUAAAGGUGAUGUUUCUGUACAAUCAUCAGUCAUUUGUUUCACAAAAUCAGCAACAGCAAUACAAAAUCAAGAUUACAUUGGACGACCGCUAAACAAUUUAUCUAGAAUUCAAUUUCAAAUCGGAGAAAAGAUAAAAUUAUGUCGUAUUGAACUGGUGAAUGAUCACAUUGUGGAAUCCAUGGAAUAUUUUUAUGUACUACUUGCUGAUGCAAACUCUGCCAUACUUGGUCAGCAUAAAAAGAUAACGAUUGAAAUUGAGAGCAAUGAUGAUGCAGAUGACAUAAAAAUAUUAAAAUUAAUUAAUAGACAAAAUAAUUCUUGCAUUCAAGCACCAUUGAUAAUCGAUACAGUCAAUACAGCAACUAUAAAAAUUGAACGAAAUGGUAAUUUGAAACAAACGAUUGAUGUAUUUGUACAAACAAAAGAUGGAACAGCCUUAGCUGGUCUCGAUUAUAUACCUCUAAAUAGAAUAUUGCUUUUUGAAUCAAAUAUUAAGUCGAUCGAUAUUAAUAUUGAUAUUAUUUAUAAUUUGAAUAAGAGAAAAGAAAAACAAAGAUUUUAUUUUAUUAUGCAAAAUCAAUCAAUUGAGAUAUGUAUCGAUAAUACGUAUAAUGAAGAUCGAAUUAAAAAAUCUAAUUAUGCUACUGAUGCAUAUCGACUUCUAUCAAAUAAAACUAGUUUAUACCAUGAACAAUUUCAAGCAUUGCCCAUUAUUAUGUUAUUAGACAACAAAACUGAUUUACAUAAACAAAAACUAUCAAAUGGUCAGCCACUCAUCUGUGUCGCAGCGUGUAAUCCACGACAUCCCAAUUACAAAUUUAUACAUUUUCUUUGUACAAAUUCUAAUUCUCAAAUAAUUUCUUACGAAUGGGAAUUAUCUAUUCCUAAUGAUAACUAUGGUACAUACUCAUCAUUUCGUCAAUUAUCCAAACAUCCGAUAUUUUCUGCAAAUACGUCGAUAUUGAAUACAUUUUACUUUGGUCCAAAAUAUCGAAUACGUUGUCUAACAUAUAUUGAUAAAUAUUCAAUUCCAUUAAGAAGUCCUGUUAUUGAAAUUGAUGAUACGUCAGUUAAAUGUCCUUCAUCGUCCAUUUAUGCUUCACUUUCUAUUGUCAAAUUAUACGGGAUAAAUCAGACAGGUGUUCAAUUAUUUGUUGAAAUUCCUCACAUGUCAGGAACAUAUCCAGUUGUAUCAUUAAUACCAACAAUUAAUUUCAACAAUACGACGAAUUUAAACACAAUUCAAUCUUGUAAAAACUUAUUAAUACCUUCUUCAACAACGAAUAUCAUUUGUCAAUGGUAUUUUCAAGCAAUAUUUACACUUGAUGAUCUUUUAACAAACUGUGACACUCGAAUAAUAUUUUCUAAUGAUAAAUCAAAUUUGAUUGAACUUCCGUUUUAUUAUCAAUAUCUUGGAUUAAAUUCAAGUACUGUUCUACAACGAAACACUAUUCAAAUUCCAUUUCAAUACAAAACAUUUUUAACAUUAAAAAAUUUACCUGAACAAGUUCAAAUACUAAAUGUUGAUUCAAAUGGUCUCUUGCAUUUAUUUAUUACUAUCAAAACAAUUGAACAACAUCAUUCAUUAAAAAAUAAACUACAAGCCAAAUUUUUAUCUACAAGUCGUACAUUAUCCUUUAUUAUUCAACUGUUACCUAAUACAACAACAUGGCAUAUUCGAUCAAGUGAAUUAACAGUUGAUUACUCCGGUUUCUACCUUUUUGAAUUAUGUUUUUCUGAUAAAUGUACACAAUAUCCAAUGCAAAUUCAACCGGAAACAAUUUUUCCACUUUUUGAUUCGGUGUCAUCACUCGGCACAUCCUUUAUUCUAACAUCACCAUUUUUUAUUACAAUGUCAACUUCGUUUAAUACUCCAGAUCUUCAAACUAAUGAAUAUUUUUCACAAGACGAUAUUAUCGGCAUUCUAUUAUGGAAUAAUUUAUCAUCAAAUAAAACACAAAUGAAAUUAAACAUAUACUCAAUUAUUUUUUGUCGAAUAUUAAAAGAAUCAGAAUGUCACGAUCACGAUCGAUUAAUAAUAAAUCAAUUUUAUGAAUAUCCAUUAACAAUAAAAACAGAUUUAAUCUAUAAUACAUUUACAUUAAAUACUCGAUUACUUAAAAAUAACUAUGGUCGAUGGUAUAUUCAAGUAUUAUUUACAUUAAUUUAUCCAAAAACAGCAACAUCAAUAAAUGGAAAAAAUAUUCAAUCAUUUUAUUUAAAAAAUGCAACAAUUCAAAUUCCAUCACCUACAAUUUCUUCUAUUAAUGAUGAUAGUGAUAGAAAAGUAAUAUUAAAACACACUCAUUAUCGUUUAAUUAAGCUAUUAUUGAUAAUAUUAUUAAUUUUAAUUUUCAUUCUUUGUAUUCUGAUAUCGAUUAUUAUUUAUCAUAGAGAAAAACAAAAGAUAAACAGUAAAACACAGACAAAAUAUUGUAUAACUAAGCAACACUAUGAUUUUCCAUCAUUGGAACAAGAUAAUAAUGAUGAUCAAAAUAUAAAUGAUGUGAUGAUUGAAAAAUUUCAAACGGGUGAUUUAACAACUAAAGUUAUUCUAUUAAAUCAUCGAGCAAAAACAUCGUUAAUGGAAAUCGGAACCGAUGUUUAA
This is a messenger RNA of Didymodactylos carnosus, 7344 nucleotides long. NCBI's taxonomy places the organism in Eukaryota, Metazoa, Rotifera, Eurotatoria, Philodinida, Philodinidae. The record is from the annotation of a GenBank genome assembly.